AUGAAUGUCUAUCUUGUCCAAGGUCUAAAGUCAAAUUUGAUCAGUGUCAGCCAACUAUGCGAUAAAGGUUUGAACAAGCUAGAAUGUAAAGCCAUUGAUGCUGACGGAAAGGCAGUUCUACGAGGAGUUCGUUCAGGCAACAACUGCUACAUGUGGGAUCAAUCUGCAAAAUGCCUAAGUGUGCGAGAUGAUGUUGAACUGUGGCAUAAGCGAUUGGGACACAUGAAUAUUCGCCAUCUUACCACUCUGGUGAAUAAGGAGAUUGUUCGUGGUGUUCCAAAACUGAAAGGAUGUGAGAAAAUCGUGUGUGGUCCAUGCAAUCAAGGGAAACAAGUGAAGGUCCAGCACAAGAAGGUGCCAGAUGUACAAUCCAAGUCAGCACUGGAUCUAGUUGAUAUCUUGCGUCUAAAGACGUUCCAGGGAGAGCUUUGGUCACAUGGACCAACAACAGGCGAAAGCAGGCAAAACGGAGAGAAGAGGAGCUCGAUCGAUCUCCUACACAGCUCGAUCGACCCAAUGCUCUACAACCAGCUCGAUCGACCUCGUGCGAGACGAGCUGAGUCGAUCGACCCUCAUCAUGCAGUACCAGCUCGAUCGAUCUGCCUUCUGGUACACCCACUCGAUCGAACCCAUGUGCGCCAUGCAUCAUUUGAUCUCAGCCGUCCAAUCUGUGUCGCGUCGAUCGAUCUCACCGGUUCGAUCGACCCCGGUUUUGUCAUCUUAAACCGGAUUGAACCGAACUCGACCCUGGAGCUAUUUAGACCUAUUUUCAGCCAUUGUUUAGGCUACGCCGUUUUUCAGAGUGUUUCAUUGUUUCUAGGGAGAAGAAUCGAACCUAUUGUUUUCACAGUUUGGAGAAGAUUUCUGAACCCUUUGUUUUGCUAUUUUCUUAUUUGA
This is a messenger RNA of Microthlaspi erraticum, 897 nucleotides long. The record is from the annotation of a GenBank genome assembly. Lineage: Eukaryota; Viridiplantae; Streptophyta; Magnoliopsida; Brassicales; Brassicaceae.